Molecule: messenger RNA, 648 nt
Organism: Adineta steineri
Lineage: Eukaryota; Metazoa; Rotifera; Eurotatoria; Adinetida; Adinetidae
Source: the annotation of a GenBank genome assembly
AUGACCACCACAAGAAUGAAAACAAUUUGGGAAUAUAAAUACUGUCACAAGCAAAAAACAACUGAAUUCUUUAGCAAAUCUGCUUCGUCAGACAUCUGGCAAAAAUACACUUUUUACUCGUUAGUCGAUAAUCCAACAACAUUUCAUACACAAGAAACACUGUAUUCGUUUACCGAUGCCAGUAAAGAAUGUGAAACGCUGCAACAGAAUGACUAUCUUGUGAAAGUGGCAAAUGCUGUAGCGUACUUUGGCGAACAAUAUAUAAUAAAAGACUUAAACAACUAUUGUGAAACUGAAGUGAAUGAACCAAAUUAUCGUGUACAACAGUUCAUAAAAUGGCACGACGUUACGUACUAUAUCCGUGGUCAUAAUAUAUGUGAUGCACCUUAUUGGAAACAAAAGCAACAAGUUUAUAACCAGAUACGUGUUAUUGCCGAAGAAAAGGGUAUACCUUCUCGAUGCUGGAAGACUCUUAUACGACUCUACCAGAAUAGAAACAGUGUUUGUCAUGUACCAGCAAAUGUUGCAGAUGCAGAGAGUAUGAAAGACUAUGCUGAUAACUCGAAUGAUAGAGAUGAAAGAGAGAGUGUAGAGUAUUUAUAUAACUUGGUACUUAAUGCACUUCGAACAAGUAGAAGAGGUCGAUAG